CUGAGCAAUGCAGGAAAAUUACCAAUUGUGAAUAGCCGUGACGAGUUGGUUUCGCUGAUUGCUAGAACCGAUCUGAAGAAAGCGCGAGAUUUUCCACUGAGUUCCUACGAUUCGAAGGGCCAGCUUCGAGUUGGUGCAGCAAUCAACACUCGAGAAUAUGCCAAAGAAGCGGUGGAGAAGUUAGCCGAUGCUGGAGUCGAUGUUCUUGUAAUUGAUUCAUCGCAAGGUGCCAGUACUUAUCAGGUCAACCUACUAAAAUGGAUAAAGCAACACUAUCCAGAAACCCCACAGAUAAUUGCAGGCAACGUUGUUACACAGAAACAAGCAAAAAUACUGAUAGAUGCCGGGGCCGAUGGAAUUCGCGUUGGAAUGGGUAGUGGCUCAAUAUGCAUUACUCAAGAAAUCGUGGCAGUUGGACGAGCGCAAGGUACAGCUGUAUAUCGGGUUGCGAAGUAUGCACGGGCACGUGGUAUUCCUGUGAUUGCGGAUGGCGGAGUUCGAGAUGUCGGCUACAUCACCAAGGCUUUGGCACUUGGCGCAUCAACGGUAAUGAUGGGAGGACUUCUUGCCGCAACAACGGAAGCACCAGGACAGUAUUUCUGGGGCCCAAGUGGUGUACGUUUGAAGAAAUAUCGUGGAAUGGGUUCUUUAGAUGCUAUGGAAGCACAUACCAACAGUCAGGAUAGAUAUUUUACGAGCGAAAAUGAAUCAAUCAAAGUGGCGCAAGGAGUAUCUGCCACGAUGAGGGAUCGAGGUAGCAUUCAUAAAUUCGUGCCUUAUUUGGUACGCGGAAUUCAGCAUGGUUUCCAGGAUGUUGGUGUUAGAAAUUUGAAGGAACUCAGAAGCGGUGUUACGGAAGGAACAGUAAGGUUUGAGCGUCGAUCAUCGAAUGCUCAGAUCGAAGGUGGAGUGCACUCGCUACAUUCGUAA
Gongylonema pulchrum is the source of this 930-nucleotide messenger RNA. The record is from the annotation of a GenBank genome assembly. Lineage: Eukaryota; Metazoa; Nematoda; Chromadorea; Rhabditida; Gongylonematidae.